Molecule: messenger RNA, 306 nt
Organism: Copidosoma floridanum
Lineage: Eukaryota; Metazoa; Arthropoda; Insecta; Hymenoptera; Encyrtidae
Source: RefSeq, a predicted model, not a curated record
AUGGACGUCAAAAAGAAGAGAACGGAAAUCCGCCAAGUUCAAAGACUAGAAGCCUUGAAGAUAGCCUGCCUCUAUCGCACAGUUUCAGAGUCUGUGAUAAUGGUGAUAGCAGGCAUUAUCCCCAUUGACCUUCUUGCGAAUAAAAGACGAUUGAAGCACUUUACGGAGCAGGACCUAGAAAGAGUGAAGGCGAAGAAAAACGCCCGGAAAAACCCCUGGGAACGCUGGCAACAUAGCUGGCAAGAGGAAUCUAGAGGUACGUGGAUAGCUUGCCUGAUAAAAGAUGUCAAGGAAUGGACAGAGUAG